Trichophyton verrucosum HKI 0517 is the source of this 1209-nucleotide messenger RNA. RefSeq lists its product as uncharacterized. Bases 1 to 1209 code for a protein of 402 amino acids. Lineage: Eukaryota; Fungi; Ascomycota; Eurotiomycetes; Onygenales; Arthrodermataceae. The record is from RefSeq and is a predicted model, not a curated record. The transcript has a single exon.
AUGGUUUCAACAAGAGCUAGGUCUACCCAGGUCCGAUUCAACCGUCAGAUGACUGUUGCUCCGAUUCAUGCUGAAGAUACCCCUAAACUCCGUUCUGUGAAAAAAUCUGGGCGUGGAGUGAUUCUGACCUCUGAAAAGCGAUUUCACACCCGUAAAUCUGCUACCUCCGGCGUGAAAAAGCGUUACCAUACUCCGGCAGCUAGCACCAUAAAAACCACACCCAGGACAGCAAACAGCAAGAAACAGUUGGAGAAAUACAAUGCUAUCACGGUACACAGUGGCAAAUUUCUGAACCACCUCAUGGAUCACAAAAUCUAUUAUGAUGGCUAUUCGGAUGUCCAAGGUCAUCCGCCUGCAAAGCCAAGAAAUUGGGACGAGUUGCAGGAGGUUAUAAAGAAACCCCAUCCUUCUCUUUCACCAGAACGCUUUUCCGAUGAGGCUUUUCAAAGGUUCAAACAGAAAGACCUUCGGGCCUUCAACGAGAGGGAUGUCAUUCUCGACUCCCUAUGUAUUAUAGACAUGUUCACCGGCGAUCUCAGGAGUAUCGCGAGGGACUACCUGUUCAAUAAUACUGGGCCCAUUACUGAUGGCUCACUCUGCGACACAAAGCCUGACAUUGUGUAUGGGGCCAUUCCCGAAAGCCUCCGCCUAGGAAUUCGGGACGAGUUAUGCGAUACCAUUGUACCCUCUACUCGAACAGAUCUUCCUAUCUUACCAAAUUUCUUUUUGGAAGCCAAGGGUCCCGACGGAAACCCUGCUAUUGCAAUGCGACAGGCUUGUUAUGACGGGACUGUUGGAGCCCGUGGCAUGCAUUCCUUACAGACUUACAACAAUAAUGAACCAAUCUAUGAUGGAAAUGCUUACACUAUCUCCGGAAUUUAUCACUAUGGCCACUUGAAACUAUAUUGUCAUCAUAUUGCUCCUCCAACCGAGAAAGAUGAAUGCCCUAAACAUAUCAUGACCUCUCUAUGCUCUUACUCUAUGGUAAACGAUCGCGAUGACUUCAUCAGGGGAGCAUCGGCAUACCGCAAUCUCCGUGACUGGGCCAAGGAGAAAAGAGACAUCUUCAUCGCAGCUGCGAACGAAAAAUAUGAGGAAUUGCAGGACCAGGCUGCCCCAAUAGAGUCACAGAACUAUGACGCAAGCUUCGAUACACAAUCGUUCCCUAGCGAUUCUGAGGAGUCUGACCUAGACAACUCUGCAAAAUGA